AGCCUAAUUCGAGAAUUUCGAUCCGGUUCGGGACCUGUUCCUGCAGGGCGCGUCCCAGGGAGAAAGGCGUCCGUACAAAUAACGGAAAAUCAACUUUUAUUAGGUUCAGUUGAUCGUGGACUUGGGUUCUCAAUUUGCAGUGGAAUUUGAUAUCAUUUUGGCAAUCUUAAUGUAUUAAUAAAAAUAAUAAAAUUAAAAAAAAAGCGAGGGAAAUUCAACUGAAUAUUCCCGCAAAAUUAGGCAUUAACGAUUUUAAGCGCACGGACUGAGUUUGAGCGAAUAAGAUGGGAAAGAAAAGGGGUGGAACUCGCCGGUCUUCAGCGGCCGAGCUUCUGGAAACGCCGCCGUUAACGCCUCCUCCUGCCACCGAUUCUCCAAAGUCAGCGAUCUUCAACAGAAAAAUGAACAGCAUUGGAUGCAAAUUGUCUUCACCAGAGAACACCAACCUUGCGAAGAACAAAGUUCCCGCUGGUCUCUUCAAGUCGUCUCCUCGAAAUGCUUCGAGUUUGAGUUCUAUAUCGGAUCUCAAGGAUUUUGCGUCUUCACAACUCCUCGAUCUCAAGCGCCACAUUGAUCAUUCUCACUCUCAAAUCGUCAAAGACCUCGAUUCCUCAAACUCACGCCUCCAGAAGCGAUUUAAGAUUCAAGGUCAAACCUGCCAAAAAAUGAUGGAUGAAGCAGAGAAGGAGUAUAAGAAGAUGUCUCAAAGGAUUCAUGAAAGUCAGGAAGCUAUGAAGGCUUCAUAUGAAGAGUUUUUGGCACAUGAAGAAGAGAGUGCAUCUCGAGCAGCUUGCAAAACAUCCAUAACUGAACUUUCACAGUCGUUUGAGAGAUCAAUUGAUGCUCUUCGUAGCCGUUUUGGGAUCCCCUCCACCUAACCUCACUAUCAAUUGAUAGCAGCUUUGUGGCGACUUGAGCAAUAACUGUACGUGAUAUCAUUUGGUUCUCAAGAAUAUCUGUACUCAAGUAAGUUUAGUGCAUUCUAACCAGAUGUAAUAUUCAAGUCAAAUAUCUAGCAAUAUUCAUUUUGGUAUCGGAUACUCACAAGUAUUACUCGGAUUCUAUUUGUAUUGUAUCUGAGAUGAAUCUUGGCCAUUCCCGCCUUUCAACUCC
Cucumis sativus (cucumber) is the source of this 1113-nucleotide messenger RNA. RefSeq lists its product as uncharacterized. The coding region runs from base 285 to 878 and encodes 197 amino acids. The transcript is spliced from 5 exons. Lineage: Eukaryota; Viridiplantae; Streptophyta; Magnoliopsida; Cucurbitales; Cucurbitaceae. The record is from RefSeq and is a predicted model, not a curated record.